Molecule: messenger RNA, 2209 nt
Organism: Varanus komodoensis (Komodo dragon)
Lineage: Eukaryota; Metazoa; Chordata; Lepidosauria; Squamata; Varanidae
Gene: TEDC1
Product: tubulin epsilon and delta complex 1
Exons: 6
Coding region: 1020-2033 (337 amino acids)
Source: RefSeq, a predicted model, not a curated record
AAGGGCAGCCCCACGUAGACCAUGUUGCAGUAAUCCAAGCGGGAAGGUGCCAGAGCAUGCAUCACUGCUGCUAGGGAGUGCCCAUCCAGGUAAGGGCACAGCUGCUGGAUCAGUCGAAGUCGUAGGAAAGCACUCCUUGCCGCCACCUGGAACUCCAGUGACAGCUCUGGGUCGAGGAGCACUCCCAAGCUGCCCGUGCAUUUGGUUUCCCACUGUUACUGUGGCAUUUGUCUGCUGCUCUCUGCAUGCAUUAGUGCUGCAGUGCUGUUCCAUUUAAGGAAUGCUCUGAUCAGGACGUGUGUGAGAUCCUCCGCAGUGGGGUUUGGGCUGCUUGUGACCCUGGAGAACGCUUGGCCUACUGGUCUUGCCAUUGCCGGUAUCAGCUAGGGCAGAUGGGAAUUGUAGGCCAAAGCUCCUGCCACAGUUUGCCCACUUGCUGGACAGACUUUCCACAAGAGGGCCCGGUGGAAGCCCUGUGCAUUCAUGGAGGGUAGGACACCGCUCGCAUUGGGAGACACAGACCAGCCCUGAGGUUCUAAUGGUUUUGGCUCCUGGGGCUCAAACCCUUCUGUGUCAGAGGUGAGGGGUCAAGAGGGGGCCUGGAGUAAGUGGCCCCUUUACUGAUGAAUGUCUGAGAAUGUGGGGUCACAGGGCCACAGAAGUUUGCUGCCCGUGCCUUACUUUGGUUCGGCUUUAUUUUAGCCAGCUAGGUCUACUGGUAAACCUGUUGUAGGAAAUCCCGAGGCAAAGCUGCCGUGCUGUUUUAUGCUUGAACUUAAUUCAUGGCCUACUCACAGUGUGAAAUGCCUUGAAAGUUUUACCCUCCUGGGACACGGUCUUUGGAAAGUAACAACUUCUGCCUUACCUAUUAAUUAGGAACCCACGUCAGAUUGGUCAAAAGCGUAGCCUGGAGCCACGGCUACAGAAGAUGGAACUUUUAUCAGCUUCCUUCUGAUGGUUCCGGGGGGAGCAGGGAACUGCUGCUGGCGUUCUCCUGGCUCCUGGGCAGAAUCGGCUUAAUGGAGCAGCUGCUGACACUGAGUAGGCUGAAGCCUUGGGAUGAAGCAGCGGUGUGUGUGUGCGACAGCCCUCUGAGAAGCCUGCAUCGCGGGAGGACGCCGGCUCCGAAAGAACGCCUGCAAGGCCAGCGAGACGUCCGACACCUGCAGUGGUUAUACGGACGCCUGCGGUUCCAGUGGCGGAGUUGGCUUGCUGAGCAGCAAGAGCAGUGCAAGCUCCUGCACAAGAUACAUUCCUGUACAAUUGGCUCUCACACCAAUCCCAUGAUUGGCCAUUUCUCAGCCACAGAGGUAGAUGUGAUGAGACAACCAGAAAACUACAAGCAGCUGCUGCAGUCCGUGGAAUCGGAGAGCGCUCGCCUGGAGGCCUUUCUGGAGUGGAAGCCCCUGGAGUUGGUUUUCUGGCAGUGGAUGGAGACUGUUCUGGAUUCCGAGGCCGGCGAUGCACAGCUCCAUACGGUGGGCGACAAGGGCUCCCCCCUCCCAAGCGCUGACCUGGGUUGCUGUGGCAUCAGCAGAAUUCUUGAGGAACUUGCGGAAUGCAGGAAAGAUCUAGCGACUCUUCGUGGUGAACUGCGUGAACGCGCAACGUGCAGGAAGCGGAGCUGCUCUGGAAAGGUCCAGGCACGAGAGCAGGACCAGUUGGGAGAUGGGGAGCUCCGUCUGGCUGCUGAGGAAGCACAAGAGGCCGCGAAGCUGAAACUCUCGGGCCUUGGAUGUCAUCAUGGUGCCUGUAGCAUCCGUGCGCCACACGGUCCCUACAGACUUGUAUUUAAAGGCAAGCGACCAACAGCCAGCAAAAUGGAUUCCGGGAGGUCAGCGGCACCCGGCACAGCAGCGGCGGGCGGGAUGGCUGCCACGGAUGUUAUCCGGGAGCUCAGGAAGCAGGAGGCAGCCCUGAGGACGGCGCUGGAGCAGCGGCAGGAAGAGGCCAGGCGGAAGAUGCACAGAGCCGCGGAGGGGCUCAGCCACGUGCUUCUCAUCCCUCCAUCGGAAAGACCGAGCGCCAGAUAAGGGGCCGCCCGGCGGGGCUCGGUUGCUUUGGAGGGACCAUCCAGGGCCAUGCAGGGAGGGGCAGGCUCCCCCUUGGCGGAGGUGGGGGACAGCUUUUCGCCUGCACUGUGAUUUUUCUCAUUUUGCAUCUUGUGGGGUGCUAAAUAAGGAAACAAUUAAAAUAUAUCCCGAAAGCA